AUGAAGAAAAAGGGCCAGCAGAGGAAAGGUGAGGUCAGUUACUGUAAGAAAUGUCAGAGAAGACACAGCGGUGAAUGUCUAGUGGGGUCCAAUGUUUGUUUCAGAUGCCGUCAUCCAAGUCAUAUUGCUAGAGAUUGCCCCAUUGGUUCUACAACUUCAGUACCUGCAGUUGGAGGCACAAUAGCCAGGGUAUAUAAUGUGGCCCAAAUGCAGGCAGAUGCUAGCCCUUCAGCAGUCACUGGUCAGUUAUUAUUCCAUGAUACUCCCUUCUAUGCCUUGAUUGACUCUGAUGCUACUCAUUCAUUCAUCUCCUAUGGUAUGAUUAAGAGAUUAGGGUUAAUGCCUAUUAGAAUAGAACAAGCCAUUAGGAUUGAAUUGCCUGAUGGUGAGGGUGUAGUGACUAAUGAAGUCUUAAUGGGGGAGUUAGUGACUAUUAGAGGCCGAGAUAUGAUGGUAGAUUUGAUUGUCUUCAAUAUGCCAGACUUUGACAUCAUUCUUGGGAUGGACUUUCUUAGUAGAUAUGGAGUAGAGAUAGACUAUCGUAGGAAAAAAGUCAAGUUUAAUCUAGACAAUGGGGAUAACUUCAUUUUUAGAGAAGGGCACCCAACUAGCAUGAUGAUUAGUGUAGCAAAGCUAGGAAGAUAUAAAUUGCCAGGUUUACCUCCAGAGAGGGAAGUGGAGUUUAGUAUAGAACUAGCCCCCGGUAUAGCCCCUAUUUCAAACGUUUUUCAUCGCAUGACCCCAGCUGAGCUCCAAGAAUUGAAGAAGCAAUUACAAGAGUUGUUAGACAAGGGCUUUAUCAGGCCGAGUCAUUCCCCAUGGGGUGCUCCAAUUCUAUUUGUGAAAAAGAAGGAUGGGUCUAUUAGGAUGUGUAUAGAUUACCGUGAACUAAAUAAAGUAACGUCAGGAUACCAUCAGGUUAGAGUGGCUAAGGAAGAUAUACCAAAAACGGCUUUCCGAACAAGAUUGACUAAUGCACCUGUAAUUUUUAUGGACUUGAUGAACAUAGUUUUUCAUGAUGUCCUUGACAAGUUCAUAGUGGUAUUUAUUGAUGAUAUCCUAGUUUAUUCCAAGGCUUUAGAAGAACAUGUCGAGCACUUGAGAUUUGUGUUACAAAGAUUAAGAGAGAAACAACUGUAUGCCAAAUUUUCAAAAUGUGAGUUUUGGUUGGAUCGGGUUAUCUUUUUGGGUCAUGUGAUCUCUAAAGACGGUGUAUCAGUGGAUCCAAGUAAAGUAGUGGCGGUGCUCGAGUGGCAGAGGCCAAAGACAGUGAAAGAGGUUAGAAGUUUUCUAGGCUUAACAGGGUAUUAUAGGAAGUUUGUGGAAGGCUUUGCAAAGAUAGCUAGACCACUUAUAGCUCUUGCCAAGAAUGAAGUACCAUUUCAAUGGAUAGAGGCAUGUGAGCAAAGCUUUCAAGAGUUGAAGAAAAGAUUAACUACAUCUCUAAUUCUUACAUUGCCAGAAGUAGGCAUUGGUUAUGAUAUUUAUGUUGAUGCCUCCCACAAUGGUUUGGGAGCAGUGUUGAUACAGCAAGGGAAAGUCAUUGCUUAUGCCUCCAAACAACUAAAAGACUAUGAGAGCAGAUAUCCUACCCAUGACUUGGAAUUAGCAGCAGUGGUUUUUGCUUUGAAGAUAUGGCGACACUACUUGUAUGGAGUGAAAUGCAACACAUACAUUGACCAUAAGAGUUUGAAGUAUUUCUUCACUCAGAAAGAGUUGAAUAUGAGACAGAGGAGAUGGUUGGAAUUGGUGACAGACUAUGACUGCGACAUCAGAAACCAUCCAGGGAAAGCUAAUGUAGUAGCAGAUGCCCUUAGUAGAAAAGUCUCUUUAUCUCAGAUUACUGGAAUAAAUAUGAGGAAAACCAGGAGAAUAGAUGCAGGUCGCAGUGAUGCUUCGAAUGCACAAAAUGUUCCAACUGCACCUGAAGCUCCUAACCCAGCAACUGCUACUUCAAGCGCUUCGGGUUUAGAUGCAAUAAGGACGAGUACUCUAGAUGCAAUGGUUGUUCCAAAGCAGACUGAAUCGAUUUCUGGCCUCUCAAGUAAACAUCAACCUCCAGAAUUUAGCAGCACUAAUGAUCCAGUAGUAGCAGAACAAUGGAUCAAGUUGGCGGAGAAAACUACUGCUCUAUUUCCUAUGACAGAUCAAGAGAAGAUCCGAUAUGCUACGUACCUAUUGAAAGAAUAUGCUAUGACAUGGUGGGAGCUUAUGGAGCAGAUUCAAGAUACCACCACUCUCACUUUGUCAAGGUUCAAGGAAUUGUUUGAGGAGCAAUGCUGCCAGCUAGGUCAUAUUGCUAGAGAUUACCCCAUUGGUUCUACAACUUUAGUACCUACAGUUGGAGGCAUGAUAGCCAGGGUAUAUAAUGUGGCCCAAAUGCAGGCAGAUACCAGCCCUUCAGUAGUCACUGGUCGGUUAUUAUUCCAUGAUACUCCCUUGUAUGCCUUGAUUGAUUCUGGUGCUACUUAUUCAUUCAUCUCCUAUGGUAUGAUUAAGAGAUUAGGGUUAAUGCUUAUUAGAGUAGAACAAGCCAUUAGGAUUGAAUUGCUUGAUGGUGAGGGCGUAGUGGCCAAUGAAGUCUUAAUGGGGGAGUUAGUUACUAUUAGAGGCCGAGAUAUGAUGGUAGAUUUGAUUGUCUUCAAUAUGCCAGACUUUGACAUCAUUCUUGGGGUUGACUUUCUUAGUAGAUAUGGAGUAGAGAUAGACUAUCAUAGGACAAAAAUAAAUAAGAAAGAGAGUUCAAGCUCAAGUGCACAUGAGGUACUUAUGGUAAAUGAAUUUAUUGAUGUGUUUCCAGAUGAAUUGCCAGGUUUACCUCCAGAGAGGGAAGUGGAGUUUAGUAUAGAACUAGCCCCCGGUAUAGCCCCUAUUUCAAAGGCUCCUUAUUGCAGGGCCCUAGCUGAGCUCCAAGAAUUGAAGAAGCAGUUACAAGAGUUGUUAGACAAGGGCUUUAUCAGGCCGAGUCAUUCCCUAUGGGUUGCUCCAAUUCUAUUUGUGAAAAAGAAAGAUGGGUCUAUGAGGAUGUGUAUAGAUUACCGUGAACUGAAUAAAGUAACGGUAAAGAAUAAGUACCCAUUGCCUAGGAUAGAUGAUUUGUUUGACCAAUUGAAAGGUGCCUCAAUGUUUUCUAAAAUUGAUCUACGGUCAGGAUACCAUCAGGUUGGAGUGGCUAAGGAAGAUAUACCAAAAACGGCUUUCCGAACAAGGUAUGGCCAUUAUGAAUUUGUUGUGAUGCCAUUCAGAUUGACUAAUGCACCUGUAAUUUUUAUGGACUUGAUGAACAGAGUUUUUCAAGAUGUCCUUGACAAGUUCAUAGUGGUGUUUAUUGAUGAUAUCCUAGUUUAUUCCAAGACUUUAAAAGAACAUGCCGAGAACUUGAGAUUUGUUCAAAGAUUAAGAGAGAAACAACUGUAUGCCAAAUUUUCAAAAUGUGAGUUUUGGUUGGAUCGGGUUACCUUUUUGGGUCAUGUGAUCUCUAAAGAUGGUGUAUUAGUGGAUUCAAGUAAAGUAGAGGCAGUGCUCGAGUGGCAGAGGCCAAAGAUAGUGAAAAAGGUUAGAAGUUUUUUGGGCUUCGCAGGGUAUUAUAGGAAGUUCAUGGAAGGCUUUGCAAAGAUAGCCAGACCACUUACAACUCCUACCAUGAAAGAAAUACCAUUUCAAUGGACAGAGGCAUGCGAGCAAAGCUUUCAGGAGUUGAAGAAAAGAUUAACUACAGCUCCAAUUCUUAUAUUGCCAGAAGUAGGCAUUGAUUAUAAUAUUUACGUUGAUGCCUCCCACAAUGGUUUGGGAGCAGUGUUGAUGCAACAAGGGGAAGUCAUUGUUUAUGCCUCUAGACAACUGAAAGACUAUAAGUGCAGAUAUCCUACCCAUGACUUAGAAUUAGCAUAGGUUUUUGCUUUGAAGAUAUGGCGACACUACUUGUAUGGAGUGAAAUGCAACCUAUACACUGACCAUAAGAGUUUGAAGUAUUUCUUCACUCAGAAAGAGUUGAAUAUGAGACAGAGGAGAUGGUUAGAAUUGGUGACAGACUAUGACUGUGACAUCAGAUACCAUCCAGGGAAAGCUAAUGCAGUAGCAGAUGCCCUUAGUAGAAAAGUCUCUUUAUCUCAAAUUACUGUACAGGGACAAUUACAGCAGGAGAUCCUCCAAGAAGGAAUUGAAAUUGUGAUCAAAGGAGGAUUGGCCCAAAUGGAGAUCAAACCCACUUUGGUGGAGGAGAUCAAGAUGAAACAGGGUAAAGAUGAUACCUGCAAGAUAAUCUGCCAACGGAUAAUAGAAGGUAAAGAGACAGACUUUAAAAUAGUCAAUGGGGCACUGAUGUUUAGAGAUAGAAUAUGUGUACCUCAAGAUGAUGAACUAAGGAAUAAAAUCCUUAGUGAGGCACACAAUACACUUUAUACAGCCCACCCUGGGAGUGUAAAGAUGUAUCAAGAUGUGAAGAAAAGUUAUUGGUGGUCAGGUAUGAAAAACGACAUUGCCGAUUAUGUUGCCAGAUGUUUAACAUGUCAACAAGUAAAGGCAGAGCAUCAGAGACCAUCAGGAUUACUCCAACCCUUAGAGAUUCCUAAAUGGAAAUGGGAGGAUAUCUCAAUGGACUUCAUUGUGGGACUUCCUAAAGUUCAGCAAGGAUAUAAUGCAAUCUGGGUGGUGGUUGAUAGAUUGACCAAGACAGCUCAUUUUCUACCUAUGACGGAUAAGAUAGAUGCAUUUCGAUUGGGGCAAUUAUAUGUCAAAGAGAUUGUGAGAUUACAUGGAGUACCCAAGACGAUUGUAUCAGAUAGAGAUACCAGGUUCAUAUCAGCUUUCUGGGUUGGAAUGCAGAGAGCAUUGGGUACAAAGUUAGCCUUCAGUACGGCUUAUCAUCCUCAAACUGAUGGUCAAACUGAAAGGACCAACCAGGUGAUUGAAGACAUGCUGAGAGCUUGUUGUAUGGAUCACAAGGCAAAAUGGAAUGAUGUACUUCCACUAAUAGAAUUUGCCUAUAACAACAGCUACCAAUCCACUAUCCAGAUGGCCCCAUAUGAAGCAUUAUAUGGAAGAAGGUGCAGAUCCCCUUUGUAUUGGGAUGAUAUUGGAGAAAAAGACUCCUUGAUUCAAGCAGUUGGACCAGAGAUGACCCAGAAAAUGAUUGAAGAUGUUAAGCUUAUUAGAGAAAGAAUGAAGCAAGCUCAAGAUCGACAAAAGAGCUAUGCCGACCUAAAAAGAAAAGAAGUGGAAUUCCAAGUGGGCGACAAAGUUUUUGUAAAAGUUGCGCCCUAUAAACAUAUUUUGAGAUUUGGAAAGAAAGGCAAGCUCGCUCCACGUUACAUUGGACCCUUUGAAGUAUUGGAAAGGGUAGGCAAAGUAGCUUAUAGACUUGCGCUGCCAAUGAGCAUGGAAAGAGUCCAUAAUGUUUUCCAUGUCUCUUUGUUGCGUAAGUAUGUUAGUGAUCCUUCACAUGUGCUUCAGAUGGAGGAAGUGGAAUUACAGGAUAAUUUGGCUUAUGAGGAACGCCCAGUUCAAAUCCUUGACAGAAAGGUAAAAGAGCUCAGAAACAAGCAAAUUCCACUAGUUAAAAUGCUUUGGAGGAAUCACAAGAUAGAAGAAGCUACUUGGGAAAUGGAGAAAGAUAUGAGAAGUCAAUACUCGGAGUUGUUUCUAUAA
This is a messenger RNA of Pistacia vera, 5646 nucleotides long. RefSeq lists its product as uncharacterized. Lineage: Eukaryota; Viridiplantae; Streptophyta; Magnoliopsida; Sapindales; Anacardiaceae. The record is from RefSeq and is a predicted model, not a curated record. Gene Ontology annotation, biological process: DNA integration. Gene Ontology annotation, molecular function: zinc ion binding; nucleic acid binding.